UUUUUAAAACCAGUGGAUACCAAGCUCUUCACAUCAUACCUGACCGUGGUGCAGCAUCCCAUGGAUCUGAGUGUCAUCAGCCGCAAGAUCCAUGACCAAGAGUACAACUCCAUUUGGGAGUACGUGGAGGACAUGCAUCUCAUGAUCAACAAUUGCCUUCUUUUCAAUCCUAAACAGUCCUCCUUUCAC
Molecule: messenger RNA, 189 nt
Organism: Monosiga brevicollis MX1
Lineage: Eukaryota; Choanoflagellata; Craspedida; Salpingoecidae
Exons: 1
Biological process (GO): chromatin remodeling; regulation of DNA-templated transcription
Cellular component (GO): nucleus; chromatin
Source: RefSeq, a predicted model, not a curated record